This is a messenger RNA of Nothobranchius furzeri (turquoise killifish), 3432 nucleotides long. Its product is annotated as cytochrome P450 2K1. Gene Ontology annotation, biological process: xenobiotic metabolic process. Lineage: Eukaryota; Metazoa; Chordata; Actinopteri; Cyprinodontiformes; Nothobranchiidae. Gene Ontology annotation, cellular component: intracellular membrane-bounded organelle; cytoplasm. Gene Ontology annotation, molecular function: iron ion binding; heme binding; oxidoreductase activity, acting on paired donors, with incorporation or reduction of molecular oxygen, reduced flavin or flavoprotein as one donor, and incorporation of one atom of oxygen. The record is from RefSeq and is a predicted model, not a curated record.
ACAUUUCACUGUGGAUUCAGGUUUUCAGCAGCAAGCUGACUGUAAGUUCAGCCAGCAGCUUGGUCUAAAGGUCACAGCUGAUCACAUCAACAUGUUGGAGCUUGUUUUUCAAUCCUCCACUUCAGUCUGGCUGUUCAGCGUUUUUAUUGUUCUGCUGGUUCUCAACCUGUUCCACAGCUCCCCCAAAGAAAGAGAACCUCCAGGACCCAGAGGCCUUCCUCUGAUCGGUAACCUGUUUCAGGUGGAUCUGAAGAGACUCGACCAAAACCUGUUUAAUCUGUCGAAAGAAUAUGGGCCAGUUUUCCAAGUGUCCUUUGGACCAAAGAAGGUGGUGGUCCUGGCCGGGUACAGGACAGUCAAACAGGCUCUGGUCAACCAUGCUGAGGAAUUUGGAAGCAGGGAGAUUAAUCCAAUUUUUCAUAUUUUCAACCAGGGACACGGUAUUCUGUUUUCUAACGGAGACUCGUGGAAGGAAAUGAGGCGUUUUGCUCUGACCACACUGAAGGACUUUGGAAUGGGCAGGAAGAUGAGUGAAGAGAUAAUUAUAGAGGAAUGUCGCUACCUCAUCCAAGAGUUUGAGCUUUUUAAAGGUACAGCCUUCAAAAACACCCAGGCUAUCAGCUAUGCUGUUUCAAACGUGAUCUCUGCUCUGAUGUUUGGGAAGAGAUUUGAUUACAAAGAUCCCGUCCUCCAAGCUAUGGUGGAAAGAGAUAACGAGACCAUUCAUCUGACAGGAUCUGCGUCAAUCCAGAUUUACAACUUUAUUCCUUGGCUGGGUCCUUUUCUGAAGAACUGGAGGGAUAUUGUUAAGAAUGUGGAGGAUGGUAAAGCAGAUGUAAGGAAGAAAAUAGCAGAACUGAAGGAGACUCUGGACCCUGAGCUCUGCAGAUGCUUCAUUGAUGCUUUUCUACUUCAUAGAGAACAUCUAGAGGAUUCUGACACAAGCAGCUCAUACUACCAUGACGAAAACCUGCUGUACAGUGUGGCAAAUCUGUUUGCAGCUGGAACUGAUACCACAGCUACUACUCUGAAGUGGUGUCUCCUUUACAUGGCCAAGUUUCCUCAGGUUCAGGAUCGGGUCCAGGAGGAGCUGAGCAGGGUGGUUGGAAACCGGCAAGUUCAAACAGAGGACAGGAAGAACUUGCCGUACACUGAUGCUGUCAUCCACGAGUCACACAGAAUGGCUAACAUCGCCCCCAUCGCCAUUCCUCACACCGCAAGCAAAGAUGUUUCCUUUCAAGGUUAUUUCAUCAAAAAGGGAACAACAGUUUUCCCUCUUCUCACGUCUGUCCUGUAUGAUGAGAGUGAAUGGGAGAGCCCCCACAGCUUUAACCCUUCUCAUUUCCUGGAUGAAGAGGGUAAAUUCGUCAGGAGAGAUGCCUUCAUGCCAUUUUCUGCAGGUCGCAGGGCGUGUCUUGGGGAAAGUUUGGCUAGAAUGGAGAUCUUCCUCUUCCUCACAUCUCUUCUUCAGCAUUUCCGCUUCACUCCCUCACCUGGAGUGUCAGUAGAUGACUUGGAUCUGGAACCACUUGUGGGCUUCACUCUGGCUCCUAAACCUCAGAAGCUGUGUGCUGUCCUUCGCCUCUGAGGAACGGAAUCAGACUGCUUGACUGGUUCUUGUUACAUCAUGACAGAAAUGUAUAAACAUAAGAAAUGUAGAGAAAAGAUUUACUGAGACAUGGACCAUCUUGAUUAACAAUUUACAACUUCUUCCCAUCUCAGGAACUUCCAUGUUAUCACCCUUUGGUGAUCAUAUACAAAAGUAAUCAUCUGUUUUCUGUCAUUUUAGUCUUUUUGCCUAAUUUGUGCAUGUUGUUGCAAGGGCAUGAAGCGGGGGAAGGAUUUGGGAGUCUGAGAGGAGAGGAAAGAGUGAAUUAGUUUUAUUUAACCAUUACUUAUCCAGAUGAGUCGAUUGAGAACUUAUUCUCAUUUACAACGACCAUCUGGCCAAGAGGCAGCAGCCACAGACACACAGUUAGCUUUACAUCAAAGAAAAACAGGUACGAUAAAACAUACAAGAUAAAAAUAAGAUAAAACUCCUAAAGACAAAGAACUGUUCUCAUAUAUAAUAUGUACAAGCAAUCAAAACAAACUUAAAACAAUCUUUAAGUACUCAGAAGCACAUUGUUCAGAAACUACUGAUUGCAGUGAAUUAUUGAAGGUAGAUAAUGGAAUGUGGGUAGUGAGCUUUAGUGAUUUUUGCAGCUCAUUCCGGUCGUUGGAAGCAGCAAACUGGAAUGAGGAGCGACCAAAGGAGGCACGAGCUUUGGGAAUAACCUAACCCCGGGUUUCCACGGGAGCCGUCAGCAGCACGUCUUGCUCGCGUAAGCUGCUGCUUGGCCCUUCCCACGAGACGCGAAGCAGCAGGGGAGCAGCUGUCACCGACAGAGCACGAAGUCACACGAGUGACUUCGUCAAUAAACACAACAACAAGCAGGAGAAAACUACAACAUGGUUUGUGUUUUAUGUUCUGUCCGUUUUAUAAUCGCCAAUACGGACCUGAAAAACAAAGGAGACCGCUAGCUAGGUGAUAACUUCUCACGGGGCCGCACAGUUAGUAAGCUUUUUUAAAAGUAAAGCAACCGGAAGGCAGUACGUUCUUUAUUCUGAAAAUCUCGAGAGCUUCUCUCCAUUUCCGCGUCCGAUUUCCUGUCUUUCCUUCCCCCAAAAUGUCGAAAUUGACCCGUUUCAGAGGCGUCGCACGUAGAAAAUAGAACCGGCGCGUAAAGGCCGCGACAUGCUGCUCCUGAGACGCGGCCGACUCGUGCUGCUGACGGCUGCCGACGGCUCCAGUGGAAAAGGUUCUGUUGACCACAGCGGUUCCUAUCAGCAGCUAUGACGUGCUGCUGCAGUAACGUGCUGCUGACGGCUCCCGUGGAAAGCCGGGGUUAGAGAUGAAGUUACUGGAACGUAAAUUGUGCUAGUUGUUGGACGUGAUGAGUAAUGAGCAAAGACAUGACGGUGUUCUACCGAUGACUGGUGUGUAUAUAAACUGGUACCACCUGCCGGAAUGGAAUGAUGGCCAGUUAACAAGAUAGCACAGAUCACAAUGAUGAGUAGUGAAAGGGCCACCAGUGACGAAACGGAUUGCUGAGUGAUGAAUGACAUUGAGUUUAUGAAGAAGUUUUUUGGAAGCAGUUGAUCUAUAGAUCAGGGGUCCCCAAUCGUGGUUCUGGAGGGCUGGUAUCCAGCAGGUUUAGUGGUUUUUCUGCUCCAACAGACUUGAUUCAGUGGUUGAAACACCUGUGCAGCAGCUCAUCAGGCUCUGCAGAAGCCUGUUAAUUAGCUGCUGAUUGAAAUCAGGCGUGUUGAAACAGAGUUCAAACUAAAACAUGCAGGAUACCGGCCCUCCAGGACCAGGAUUGGGGACCCACAUUGAGCUGAUAAUGCUGCUGCCCGUCUGUAAACCCAAAUAAAGACAUGGUUAUUGUA